This is a messenger RNA of Cylicocyclus nassatus, 2070 nucleotides long. NCBI's taxonomy places the organism in Eukaryota, Metazoa, Nematoda, Chromadorea, Rhabditida, Strongylidae. The record is from the annotation of a GenBank genome assembly.
AUGUCCACAGGAAAGAGCAAUGGAGAACCUGUUUCUCCUCGAAUUUUUGCACCUAGCUCUUUGGUUUUUGACGACUCUCAGCUGUGUUUCAAUAAGAAUCACUUUGGACGGCCGGAUUUCAAUGUGCAACGGUUUAUGAAUCUUGCCAGAAGGCGUGCUGGGCUGAAGCAAAUACAGCAGGAUCUUCGCUUGUACCUUAAGAGUGUUCAGCACUCCAUGAUAGAAUUGAUCAAUGACGACUACGCAGACUUUGUUCAUCUAUCAUCAAAUCUGGUCAGUCUGCAAAGCGCUAUAGAUAAGAUCGAGAAUGACAUGAAUACAAUAUGGGCCGAGUUUGAGAGCAGCACCAGUGAUGCUGUCAAUACCGCUGAGCGUGUAGAGUCAUUCUGUGUGGAACUCUCUCAUAAUAGAUCUUCCCAGGUUGAGCUCCGUCACCGCAUCUCUUUCUUGUCCGCGUUGCGGCGCCUCUCCAUCUUGGUAAAGAAUAUGCCAGAGUCUGUAAACUCUUUAUGGCUAGAAAAAGUUUCUUCCUGCCUUGUAGAUGCAAGUUCCUACAAAGAACAUCUGGUGAAGGAUAGUCGUGAAUCUAGGAUGCUCAAUAAGCUGUUGGAGAGAUUGGAGACCGUACUGUGUGACGAAGGUGUGAGAAGUGCCAGCAGUGACUGUGCUUCUCUGCCGCAUGUGCUUUCUCUUCUUGUGUUGGCAGACUUCCGCCCAUCGAAGGACCAUUAUGAGAUGUUGAAAGCUGUGUUUGCUGGAGUGAAAGAGAUGCGUUCCAAGUGGAGUGAUCUUCUUGGGUCCAAGUACAGUGGCUCAGUCGAGGCAUUUUUGGAGCAAACGCUGCUAACUUUUCUGCUAACUUUCAUAGACAAGUGCAUGGGUACUGUUGCUGUACCGAGUAAUACUUCCCUUUUCCACCGCUGCUUCAGUGCCACACAAGACUUCAUUGAGAAUUGGCCACCACAUGCGCAUUCAAGAGCAAUGCUGAAAGCUGUUAGAGAUAAAUUCAAUCUAGUUGUCUACUUCAAACUUGUCACCCAUAAGCUUGUUCGCAAUGUGGAUAGCGAGAUGGCCCCAGAGUCAUUAAAGUUUUUAGAUGAGGAUGCGCAACGUGAAGAGGGUGUUAUUUGUUCGAUCUCUUCGGCAAUAUUGAAAACAGUGGAAACUGUCUGGUCUGAAGAUGUUUUUCUGUAUCCAAUUGCUGACAAGCUGUGGGACCUGACGCUACGAUUAUUAGAAAAGCAUUUGGCUUGGGGAAGGGCACUUCUUGAAGUUUCACACAACAAGGAGAACUCUGAAUUGGGGAAUGUGGAACCUUGGCGUGCAUUGCUAGCAGUACGCCACGAUCUCCACACCUUGCACUCCAAAAUUUUCGACAUGGCUCUCGAACAGUUGUGGCCAAAACUGGGGGACAUGGGAGUUGAUACAUCCCUUUUUGGUCAAUGCCUUACCCGCUUCGCUAUGCUUGUUGAUGCCGAAUGCGUCAAAAUCGAUGAAGAAGUCACUCGAUCAGUUUCAUCUGCUCUCUCCAAGGAGUUUGACGCAGUCUCUGAUGUGCCGAAACAGUAUCGAUGGACAAAGAAACCUCCUCCUUCUUCUCACUCAGUUUACAUUAACAGUGCUCACUCAAAGCUAGAAGAGUUUGUAACUGAGCUGCGGAAGAGAAAUCAUCCCGGUCUUGAAGACAUGGUUCGCUCUGUUAUUGUUGCAUCGUACGGCCAUCUGGUGACGAAGACGAGCGAGGUUCUCGAUAGCGUGGACGCCACAGGUUCGAGUUUAUCUCGGUUCAAGCGAAAAGGAACGACGCUAGAUGGAACCUCUGAUGACGAUAAAAUCAGGACUCAGAUAUUCCGCGAUCUUAUCUUCUGCCACAAUAAAAGUGUCGAGAGAAAUAUCAGCAUCGAGGGAUUGCCCAAACUUAUUGACCGUUCGCGGCCUGAAACUAUUGAUAGUGGUGGGAACACGAAAACAUCUUCAGCAGGGAAUCAGGAGCUGUCCGCAAAACAUGAUGAUUUGGAUGAUCAGAAAGAUACUGCUCCAGAAGCAACUACUGUAGAACCUACCCAUUGA